AUGCCUACCUGCUGCCAACGUCGGUCCAGCAGCCGUGCCGACGAGCCAGAUCCAGUCCAAGCUCCGCACAGGCCCCCGCCGGAGUUUCCCGACGAUCCGCCGCCGUCGCGCCGUUUCCGGCACAGCCUAGACCAGGAGGGUUCAACCCUCCCUGAUAUCGUCGGCCAGGAUCAUCUCCUUCCUCUGCUCCGCUUCCCAGCGCCGCCAGAGAAGGCCGAUCCUUCUGGUGACGGUUGGGGCUUCCACCCAACCGCCAACGCUCGGCAUUCCCGCUGAAGCGUCGCUGACGCUCGGCCUUCCCGCCGAAGCGCUGCUGACGCUCGGCAUUCCUGCCGAAGCGCCGCUGACGCUCGGCAUCCCACCGAAGCACCGCCGCAACGCGCACCCCGCGCGCCGGCUCCUGCGGCCCGUGCGCCCACCGGCGCCGCCGCCCGUGUGCCCUAA
Molecule: messenger RNA, 444 nt
Organism: Spirodela intermedia
Lineage: Eukaryota; Viridiplantae; Streptophyta; Magnoliopsida; Alismatales; Araceae
Source: the annotation of a GenBank genome assembly